This is a messenger RNA of Sebastes umbrosus (honeycomb rockfish), 5181 nucleotides long. It is a transcript of the gene slc71a1-2, whose product is annotated as major facilitator superfamily domain containing 14A2. Gene Ontology annotation, biological process: transmembrane transport. The record is from RefSeq and is a predicted model, not a curated record. Gene Ontology annotation, molecular function: transmembrane transporter activity. The coding region runs from base 167 to 1639 and encodes 490 amino acids. The transcript has 12 exons. Gene Ontology annotation, cellular component: membrane. Lineage: Eukaryota; Metazoa; Chordata; Actinopteri; Perciformes; Sebastidae.
AGUGAGGUGUGGAUGAGAGAUCAUCAUCUAGUUAGCUUCACUGCUAGCUGCCUGGAGCGUCACCACCGAGCUGUUAUGAGCUUUACAGCCGAAAUACAGUAGAUUAUCUCAGUCUUGAUAGGUGCGACGAUGACCCUCUGACACCAAGGAUGGACAUAAGUUAACAAUGACGGGGGAGAAAAAGAAGAAAAAGCGGCUGAACCGCAGCAUUCUUCUGGCUAAGAAAAUUAUAAUAAAAGAUGGAGGAAGUCCGCAGGGAAUCGGUGAGCCCAGUGUUUACCAUGCUGUGGUGGUCAUCUUCCUGGAGUUUUUUGCAUGGGGUCUUCUCACCACCCCGAUGCUCACGGUAUUACACCAGACAUUCCCCCAACACACAUUCCUGAUGAAUGGGCUGAUCCACGGUGUCAAGGGCCUACUAUCAUUUCUGAGUGCACCGCUGAUUGGAGCUCUGUCAGACGUAUGGGGACGCAAAUCCUUCUUGCUGCUAACGGUCUUCUUCACGUGUGCACCCAUUCCACUGAUGAAGAUCAGCCCAUGGUGGUACUUUGCAGUCAUCUCCAUGUCCGGCGUCUUUGCCGUCACCUUCUCUGUGAUCUUUGCCUAUGUGGCGGAUAUCACGCAGGAGCAUGAGAGGAGCACAGCAUAUGGUUUGGUAUCAGCUACCUUUGCGGCCAGCCUGGUUACCAGCCCGGCCAUCGGAGCUUACCUGUCUGUGGCCUACGGCGACACCUUAGUGGUGAUCCUGGCUACCGCCAUCGCCCUGCUCGACAUCUGCUUCAUCCUGGUGGCCGUACCGGAGUCGCUGCCAGAGAAGAUGAGGCCAGCAUCAUGGGGAGCACCCAUCUCCUGGGAACAGGCAGACCCCUUCGCUUCUCUGCGUAAGGUGGGCCAGGACUCCACGGUGCUCCUCAUCUGUAUCACAGUGUUUCUCUCCUACCUCCCCGAAGCCGGCCAGUACUCCAGCUUCUUCCUCUAUCUCAGACAGGUCAUAGGCUUCUCAUCAGCGACAGUGGCUGCCUUUAUCGCUGUUGUGGGGAUCCUCUCAAUACUAGCCCAGACGGUGGUGUUGGGGAUCCUGAUGCGUUCCAUAGGGAACAAGAACACAAUCCUGCUCGGCCUCGGCUUCCAGAUCCUCCAGCUGGCGUGGUACGGCUUCGGCUCUCAGCCCUGGAUGAUGUGGGCUGCUGGAGCGGUCGCAGCCAUGUCCAGCAUCACUUUCCCCGCCAUCAGCGCCAUCGUGUCCCGUAAUGCAGAACCUGACCAACAAGGUGUUGUUCAGGGGAUGAUUACUGGUAUUCGGGGCCUCUGUAAUGGUUUGGGCCCAGCUCUUUACGGUUUUGUCUUCUACCUGUUCCACGUGGAGCUGACUGACACGGACGGCUCCGGUAAAGGUGCCAAACCCAACAUGGCCAACCCCACUGAUGAGAGUGCCAUCAUCCCGGGUCCUCCCUUCCUGUUUGGUGCAUGCUCAGUGCUGCUGUCCCUGCUGGUGGCCCUGUUCAUCCCGGAGCACACAGGACCCGGCACGAGGCCCGGCGCCUAUAAGAAGCACAGCAACGGGGCACAGAGUCACUCCCACAGCCCUCAGGGCAGCGGGGCCGAGGGCAAGGAGCCGCUGCUGGAGGACAGCAGUGUAUAACCACCGCUAAGGGGGGCAGACGGCGCUCCAACGCACACAUGGACACACAUUUUACCACACGGACACACUCUCACCUCAGGCACACAUCAGACUCAAGUGCCAUGAAGAGGUGUUUGUGUCCACGGCACAAAAGAAGUGGGCACUCCUUCCUUAGCAGCCCUUUUCUUUUUUUUAAAAGCAGGGUAUUGUGAGGACUCUCUAAAGACCCUGUAUAAAGAGAGAGUGUUGAGUAUUUUUUUGGGCUGCAGUGGAAAGGUGUGUGACUUGGCUGAGCUGGACUCUAAUCCUUGGUUUCUAUAAAGCGGUAACAGAGUGGAGCAUACAACAGCUUGCCCCCCCCCCCUCCUCCUCCUGGUGCAAAACAGAAGUGAAAUGAUUUGGUUUAGAGUGUGAGUGGGGUAGAUCUCUACUGUUACUAAAUCCCUGUGUGACUCUUCAUAUUCUUCUGUAGCCAGUGAAGUGGCAACUUUGUUUGUUUGUCCAACGGGAGUGUAACAAACAGCUAGUUGAGCACUUGUCUCUUUCACAAGCUAACUUCUGUUGCGAUGCUUGUCGUCGGCUCUGUUAAAGCAACCGAGAAGGGAACACAGUUGUUCCUCUGAAUGCACAGCGGCGACUGUACACCUGCGAGGGGAGUCUCUGCAAACCAGUGUUGGGAGAGGCGCUGCCUCAUCUAGGUCAGGAUGGGUCAACCAGUUCAGAUAUAAAAAGCUUCGUAAGACCACACUUUGUUCAAACAUCACACUUCUUACAGAGAGAAGUGUGCGAGAAAGACCACUUUAUUAGCGGAAACUGUUUUUCAAUGUUUACUUGCCAUUCUCUAGAUUAGUAGUACAGUUUGGGUUGUAUAUUUUUCUCUGUUCAAACUGAAGGCUAGUUGUGCUUCAAGUUUUUAUUCAAGAAACAAAUGUUGCCUCGAAGUGACUUAAUAUAUAUAUAUAUAUAUAUAAAAAUAUAUAUAUUAAUUACGUAACCUGUAUGAAGACCGAGGUCUGAGAAGGCUCUGUAAUCUUACGCUAUCGCUCCCAUCGGAGCCGUUACACACUUUUUAUUCUCUUUGUUUUCAUGCCCCUUCCUGUUACGUUGUUUCCUGACAUUUAUCACCAUCAGGGUUAAAGCUUACAGAACCAUGGUUUAAUUUUAAGAGGACCAUUUGGAGCUAGAGCGUUGCUAUCAGCAAGUCAGUGUCGGCACUGACCGUUUAAUACGGACUCUUUGAAUUAAUAUCAUUAGGUUAAACAGAAUAUCACUCGUGCUGCUGCAGUAGAUAAUUCAAAGGUUAAGUGUGAUGUAAUGUGGCGGAUGAAGAUUUCUACAGUGGCAAUAUGAACAAUGAAACGGUUUCACAGAAUUUAAGCUUCCAUACAAACAGCUAUUUACAGGCACUGCAGGUUUCUCAAACAAUAACGAACAGAUGGUAUAAACUUAAUAUGUGAAGCACCUCAAGGAACUGGCUUCAAACUCCCAUUUAACAGGCUUCAGAAUUCUCCACAAAAGCGAACCAUUUACAUGUUAACCUGCGUCACCUAAAGGGAAAAAAGGUCGUUGCAACUGUAGUUCAGACUAAUAGAUGCAAAAAAAGGUCUGUCGCCCCCUACAGGCAAAGAAGGUUACAGUUGCUACAAUUUUAGCAAAUGUUGCUGCUACAGAUUUUUCUUUUUAAAAGCAGAUGAGUGUUUUUAAGGUUUUACAUUUUCCACAAACACCUGUUAACUACGAUAAAGUAAAAAAAUAUUGUCACUCAAGGUUCAAUAUUCAAUUUAUUCAUUCAUAAAAACAAACUAAGAUUAGAAGUCUAGUUUAAUUUAGUUUUUGUCCUCUCUUCUACCCUCCCUCUUCAAAUAUCAACCUACAAAGUAACCAGGAGGUCGGAGGUUACACGAUGACAUUGAGAGCAUUGUGAAUGUCCCAGAAGUCAAUAAUAAAUAUGAUCCAGUUAACAAAUGAAAUAAAAUGUAAAACCUAAAAAUAUUCACACUAUCAAGAGCCUGAAAGUGUCCAAACUGCAGCAUGUGUUGCGUUUCUUCCCUGUGGAUGGUGCACAUCAGCACAUCUGUCUGCAGGUGUAAAGUGCUGUGGUUACCUUUCUUGCCAGUAGAUGGCGCCAGUUGAACAUGAACUGCAGGAUGAUAUGGGUCUGCGCCUGGUUUUGGUGCUUCGCGUCAGUGACACUGUGUUCCCUUUGUUCACGUACUGCAUUAGCAACUGGUAAACUUCAUCAUCGUAACUUUCAAAAGUUAAUUUAUAAAUGCCUCAAGUGCAUUUAAAUAGCCAAAUUACAAGCUGACAUGGAUCAGUAGCUUACAUUAGGUUUCAUGCUGUUUAACAUCUAUCUGAAGAGAAAUGUACGAUAUAUAUUUUGUGCCAAAUUGUUUUUGUUUUUUGGUUUGCUUUUUCAUACUGUGUGUAUGUGUGCUUGAGUGAUUUGAAUAUUUUUUCUUUGUUUUGUUUUCUCUUGUCUUAAUUUCUUUGGCUGAAGGUUUAAGUUUUAAUGCUAUUUUUUAUAGCGUUUAAAGACUUCAUCCAGUCAUUUUUAGGAAUCUUCAACAUUGUGGCUAGAUGGUAAAUUAUCAAAUAUCCAGCUGUCUGUUUUUCAGUCUCGAUCUUCAUUUAAUAACAAGCAUUUCAGUUAGUUAAUAUCUGAUCUUUUUCCCAGAUUUAUCAGUAGAUAAUAACAGAAAUCACUGAAUGUUCCAAGCUAAGCUGUACAUGUUGAUCACUCUAUACCCUCAACAUUUUGACUGUCAUAGUUUUUAUUAUUUCACAAGGGAUGUCACUAGACAGGAGGCCAUUGAUUUAAUCUCUGAAUAUCAUUUUUUUUAUUAUCAUAUAUUGAACCAACACAUUGGUAAACCCAUAAAUUCAGAUCCUACUACAAUUGGUAAGAUUCUGCACCAGCCCCAUGUGCACUCGUACAGCUUCCAAGCAGACGACUGUAAUUGUACAAAAAUCACCCGUACGUACAGCUAAUGUAUAUAUUUAUUGCUCAAGGAGACGGCCACCUCAUGGUCUAUUUGGUUGUAUGGUGCAAUUAUUAUUCUAUAUUUCUCAAGACUUACCUGCUAGCCACUCCUGUUUUUAGUACGAUGUGGUUUGUGGCCUGAACCCCCUCUCUGUGUGCCUAAAAUUAGCCAAGAAAUGAGUAUGGCAACAUAAGUAAAUGGUGGUUAUUAUGUAAAUAUGGGAAACUAAUGACAAACUAUUUAUUAAAGGUUUAUUGUACAAUGAAAUGUUUGAGUUUGUGGGUGUUUACCAUACAUUUAGUUUCAUCAGGGUGUGCCUCGGCAAGUAAUCAACUAAUAAUUCCUUUAGUGUUGUGUUUAAAACGGGGAUCAUGAAUUGAAUGGCUGCUAAAUCCCAUUAGAUCCCAUUACAAACAGUUACUCCAUUCAGCUUUUACUCACUUUUCAUAAUACCUGACUUUUUGUUUAAUGCUGUCGGUUGUUUGUUUAUUAAAGCUGCCCCUCUAAUGCUUUUCUUCACCUACACACUGUAUGUACUCAACUGUUAUUAAUGCACAGACCUAAAGCUUAUUUACCUUC